Messenger RNA from Sycon ciliatum, 5107 nucleotides. RefSeq lists its product as uncharacterized. Gene Ontology annotation, molecular function: ABC-type transporter activity; ATP hydrolysis activity; ATP binding. The transcript is spliced from 17 exons. Gene Ontology annotation, biological process: transmembrane transport. Lineage: Eukaryota; Metazoa; Porifera; Calcarea; Leucosolenida; Sycettidae. The record is from RefSeq and is a predicted model, not a curated record. Bases 255 to 4286 code for a protein of 1343 amino acids. Gene Ontology annotation, cellular component: membrane.
UCAUUCAGACAAGCAGCAACAAGCCAGUGGACUAUGGCUUUACUGUACGUGCAGCCAUCACACACUGGAUACAAGGAUCAAGUCUGACCUCUCACUCUCCUGUGGUUUCAUCUACUGGUAGAAAGUAUGUGGAUGGAUGCACGGCUUUCGACUGUAACCCCACCUGUCCAAGUGGUCUAAAAGCUGCUGACAAGAACUCUGGAGAGCAAUGGCCAACGGGAGUCAAGGCAUUUAUCAUCGUCAUCACUACCCUGAUGAUUGUGGUAUGCUGUGUGAUAAAGGUGUACUUCAUGCUUCGUGUUCUCGUCAUACAACAAAAUUAUGACAAGUUUUGUGGGAGACUGUGUGGACUUGAUCUUAACCGAAGUCAGCAAAAACUGAAGAUUGCAGCUGGAUUGCCGGGCCGCAAUGUCAAUGUCAGCGUCUCUUGUAGAGAAGUGAAUUUCAAUAUCAAGAUUCCCGUAUCAGCUGAAGAGAAUGGAGAGGAGGAUAGUGAAGAGCAACUACACACUGAUGAUGGCAAGAUGUUUUUCAGUGACAAACAUACACACGGCUCUUUCCAAGCAACCCAUGGUGCCCCAGCCCGCAGCCGCAAAACAAUCAUCCCUGGGCAUGACAGACUUUCACGACUCCUGCGCCCAACAAUGAAAGAGAAGAGGCCAUUACUACAGAACAUUACAAUGCAUUUCAAGAAUGACUGUGGUCGUAUGAUUGCUAUCAUGGGACCCUCAGGUAGUGGCAAAACAACCUUUCUCAACCUGCUUACGGGACGCUCAAAGUCUAGAGAUAUAGAGGGUGAAGUAUUGGUGAGAGGUUAUGACUUGAAGCAUGUGCGUACUCAGUAUCAAGCUAAUCUUGGAUACACGCUACAGCUAGCAUCGCCGUACUAUGAUGAACUGACGGUCAGAGAGAACCUGCUCUACUGUGCACUCAUGAGACUGAAGACAUCGGACACAAUGGAACAUGUAUAUGAGCGUGUUGAACGUGUCAUUGAGGAGGUUGGUUUGCAGAAAGCAUCUUCAAAGGAGAAUGGUAGAGAACGGCCAACAGGAGUGAUCAGUGGUGGAGAGAAACGUAGACUAUGUGUUGCUAUACAGCUACUCAGUCAACCCAGUAUUGUCUUCUUAGAUGAACCAACAUCCGGUCUUGACUCAGCUGGCUCCUUGGAGUUGCUCACCAUGCUGAGUGUGGCAAAGAAAGGAAGACUAAUCAUUUUGACAAUCCAUCAACCAAGACCCGAGAUAUAUCAUAUGUUUGACAGAAUUCUUUUCCUUUGCUCCGGAAAGGUAGCGUUCUAUGGCAAGCCAAAGUAUGCUGCCCCGUUCAUUGCGUCGGCAUUCAAGGAGCUUCCGGAUAUCCUGCGGAAGAAGAAUAUGCAAUCCUUAAAUCCAGCUGACGUUGUUCUGGAUCUGUUGAGCAAUGUCAAGUACCAACAGAUGUUGCUGGAACAUUACCAGAGCUCGCCGAUCCCACGGCAAUUACAUCUCUGUAUCGACCGGGUACAGUCCAACGCAAGACUCGGCAUAUUGAGACAAGAUCUCACCAUGGAUACCGAGGAGAAAUUGAAUACGUCCGUGGAACAUGACCAAGAGGAUCUUGCUCCGUCCAUUGAUCGUCAGUUCUUGGCAUUGGAAGGUCGACUGGGUCGUCAACCGUGGAGUGACAUUAAAACUCUGGUAUACAUCCCAUUGUUUCUAAUUGCUUACACCGUUGGUCUUGGUAUUGCCUACUGGAGAGCAGACAAGAGUUUCCUCUUGCUAGCUGGUUUCAGUCUGUUCUCGUCAGCCAGUCUUCUCUUCAUCUCUCCCGCUAUUUCCACUCUGCUCAUCAACCGCUGUAUACAUCUGUUCCAGCUUGAGAAAGCUGACGGGGUGUGCAGCUCAUGGCAGCUAGUACUGCACACGUUUAUACAUAUGGUUGCCUUGACUACAGUGCCGUAUCUCGUCGCCACGGCUGUCAUAUUCGGCAUGGUGGUAGAGUUGGUGGAAGCGUGGACUUUCUCGAUGUACGCCAUGGUGGCACUGCUGAAUCUCAUGUUGAAUGCUGCUGAGAUGGCACUGAUCAUAUUCGUAGUGUGUUUGUCCCCUGAGUUCUCGGAAGCAUGCAUACAUCUUCUGACAGCUCUAUCAGCAUUCUUUGAAGGAUUCCUGUUCCCGCUUUGCAAGAUGCAUUGGGCACUGAAGUGGAUAGUCUUCAUCAACCCUAUGUUCUACGGAUUUGCGGGAGAAAUGAACACUCUGUUGGCCGGACAGAAACUGAAAUGUACAGACACACUCAAACUAGGCACAACUGCAUGCAUACAGAACUAUGGUGAUGUGAUCCUGGAGGAGACGGAGUUACAAGUUGUUUCCGAGUACACGGCGCUCGCUGUUCUGUUUGGCAUGACAAUUCUCUUCCUGCUCCUAGCAACUCUGUCACUAAUGUCUGUUCGGCGAGAUAUCGCUACGGCUAGCCGUGACAUUCGAGCAAAGCGGAGACAGGGUCAAGUGAGGGCUGACUUGCAACAUCAGCUUGUUCAAGAAGCAGCAGGGUUUGUGUGUACUCACCCGAGCGGUGCUCCGGUCAAACAAGAAAUGUCUGCGUCUGAUCUUGAACCAAGGAUAUUACAAGUUACAAGAGAGGAUGGCAAGUACCAAACGCCUGGUAAUAGCGGAGGCCAAACUCCUGUCGGCCAAGAUGAGCGCGACAGUCGCCAUCGAUAUUUUGGCUUUUUUCGUCGGCCGUCAUCUGAUGCUACAACACCGCCUCAACGUUCUCUCGCUGCCGGUGUGAUCGAUCGGAUACUUGCCCUAGGUACGCCCACACGUCCUGCAUUACCCACAGCCUUGGGAGGAGGUUCAAACACCAAACCAGUUCAAACACCUGUAUCUACUACUCCGCCAGUACAAACACCAAGAUCAGCUACACCAGAGCAAACACCACCAUCAGCUAGGUCCGGAGAAAGACGAAUUGUGGGUGGCGGUUGGCCGUUGAGGAGAGAAUUUAGAUCUCUGCCUGUACUCGAAGAAGACCAGUAUGAAGAAAGUUCUGCUUCAGAAAGUGACGAUGAAGAUGAAGAUGAAGAGCAAUCAAAGAUGCCGGCUGAGGAUGAAGACCUGGAAUUUGGAGCCGAGGAAGGCUGUAUACAGGAACUGCCAUCACCCAACAUGAGUCUUGGUGCGCGGGCAGCAUUUCACUCCUGGCACCGUAAGACACUGGAAAGACAAAGCACAGAGCAACGCUCAGGGCCAGGGCAACGUUCAGGGUCAGGGCAACGUUCAGAGUCAACCAGUAGCAGUGCAGAACAAGCAGCUCGUCUUCUUGCUGCAGUUGUUAGUCGCAUGAAGUGUAUGAUGUCACACCGUCGUAGCAAGGCAGCAAGACAGAUGAAGAGACGGAAACGUCAGGUGGAGCAAAGUCUUGAAGACUUCAUGGCCGUACUCCACCUCAUACCGGAGGCGAACACAGCUGCUGAUUCCCAACCAGCGUCAAGGAAAGGAUACCCGUUGACCAAUUCUCUGCCGUCGGAAGACAAUUUCCGAUUAUCCAGACCAAGUCGGACACCAUCUCGGGAAACAAGCCGACCACAGUCGCGGGAGGUCACAUUUCAGGAUGCAAACGCCGAAAGAUCUGCCGAUAGACGUCAGUACUUACCGGACAUGUGUGAGGAAGAUCUCGCGUCAUGGCAACCGCAUCAUGUAUCACUGCAGUCUCCUACACGUACUCAACCAGGCACUGCUAGUUGUGAUAUUACAACUCCAGCGGGUGGGAGCCAUUUCACCAGUAUCACUGCUAACGUUGUCAAUGACAACCGACAUGAUGAAAUGCUAAGGUCCCGAAAAGAGGGUAAAGGGCAUCGCCAAUUAGCCAUCGAUCCGUCUGAAGAUAGCUUGAAUGGAGCCCAGAGUGAAGUCCCCGCCAUUGCAGCCACUGCAACCAGCAAUACCACCACCACCACAACCAGCAGCACCACCAGCAGCACCAUCACCACCACCAGCAGCAGCAGCAGCACCAGCAGCAGCACCAGCAGCAACAGCAGCAGCAGGAUCGCGGACACACACCAGAAACGAAACACACCAACGUCAAGCAAACAAGCCGUAGCCACCACAGGAACAGCAGCUGGCACAGGAACAGCAGCUGACACAGGAACAGCAGCGGACACAGGAACAGCAGCUGACACAGUCACUGGAUGGCCCACACUCAGCAACUCACAGCCGUUCAGCAUGAAAACAGCCGAAGACACUGCAGCCGCCGCCAAUCAUUCUCCUUAUCUCAGUCAGGAUUCCGAUCUGGAAACUGAAGUCUAAACAAUAAACAUACACGUACAUGUACGUCAUGUGAUUAUCUUGACCAUAGGUCACAUGACCACUAUGGUCAUGUGACUAUCUUGACCAUAGGUCACAUGACCACUAUGGUCAUGUGACCAUCUUGACCAUAGGUCACAUGACCACUAUGGUCAUGCAUCGUAAUGAACUGUACCUGUAGUCACUCUGAAUAGCAUGUGAUCACCCUGACAACGUGUGAUGUAUGUGUUCAGCCCGAGGACAUAUGAUCAGCCUGAAGACACAUGUCAUGUGAUCAGCCAGAGGACAUGUCAUGUGAUCAGCCGGAGGACAUUUGAUGUGAUCAGCCCGAGACCAAAUCACAUGAUGAUCCUGAGCAAUACAUCAUCAGAUUCUGAUUGUAGUGAUCAGUCGGGAUGUGCACGUGAUGAUAUGAUCGGUCUGAAGUUAAACUUUGUUGAAGUUUUAUUUUACAUUGCAAAACAAACGGGUAUCAGUGACGCCCAAUAUUUAAAGUAUUAUAACGGCGAUAGAAUAAAAGAUGGAGUGCUGCUGCUUCCGCUGCUGUUGCGGCUGCUGCUGGUCCUUCCGCUGCUGUUGUGGCUGCUGCUGCUGCUGGUGGUGUUGGUGACCAGGAGCCGGACCCGGUUAGUCCAGUCUGGCCCCAGACUUGGUGGAUAAUGCUCGAAAACUUCAUUGACAGACUGUGCUCGAAAAGCAAGUACAUAACCGCCUAUCUUUAUUUUCUUUACUACUAUUAUUCACAAACCCAGCUCGGAAAAUAAAUGAUUAUGUGGACAAAAAAACAAACAGCUACUGAGUAGGGCCUGCACUGUGCAGCAGUG